GGACAAAGUGCCUCUCCAAACUUUCAAACCAAAAACUCAAACGGUCACCAAUUUUGAAUUUAACCCAUCCGAACUUUCAAUCGAAACCUUUCUCCACCGUCCGAUCAUCCCCGUCACACAUCCUCAUUUUCCCUCAAAAACACUUGAUUUCAAAUCUCUCUUGCUUUCCCUGUCUCUCUCUUAAAAUUUUCUCUCAUCCCAAACAGCUUACAGCUCUUACUUUCCGUUCAAUUCCCUCCCUAAUCUCCCAAAUUCCCUUGGUUUUUUCAUUGGCUUCAAACCCUAAAUCUGCACUUCCUCUCGCCACUUUUUAACAAAAAGGAGGCCGAAAUUUAUUCUGUGGGAAAAUGCCGUUCAUUUCCGAGGCGGCGAGUGCAAUCAAAAGCCGGUUCGGUUUCCAUAACCUCUCUACUUCCGAAGUGGCACCGGCGACGGUGCCAAGCCCUCCAGAUCUGCUGAAAUCGGUGUCUCGAGAGAACUCCAGCCUGUCUCUAGUUGCCGCGUCGGCAGUUCGGAGUAUAGGUGAAUGGGAGGAUGAUGCUGACGCAAGCAGUGGAUCAAUGGCGCAGCAGCAGACUCAGAGCUUUGAGUUCUGUGAGGAUCCGUCUUUCUGGAAGGAUCACAAUGUGCAGGUUAUUAUCAGAAUACGUCCACUGAGUAGUUCAGAAAUCUCUCUACAAGGACAUAGCAAGUGUGUUAGGCAAGAGAGCUGUCAGACAAUCUCUUGGACAGGGCAUCCAGAGUCACGUUUUACCUUUGAUCUCGUAGCAGACGAGAGUGUUAGCCAGGAGAAACUGUUCAAAGUGGCUGGAUUGCCGAUGGUGGACAAUUGCAUUGGAGGCUAUAAUAGUUGCAUGUUUGCAUAUGGCCAAACAGGAAGUGGGAAGACUCAUACAGUGCUUGGAGAUAUUGAGGGAGGCACUAGAAGACAUAGUGUUAAUUGUGGAAUGACCCCAAGAGUAUUUGAAUAUUUGUUCUCCAGAAUCCAGAAGGAGAAAGAAGGUCGAAAAGAUGAAAACUUAAAAUUUAUUUGUAAAUGCUCAUUUUUGGAAAUAUAUAAUGAGCAGAUACUUGAUCUUUUGGACCCAUCAUCUAGUAAUUUACAGAUAAGAGAAGAUGUGAAGAAAGGGGUUCAUGUAGAAAACCUUAAGGAGAUAAAAGUUACAAAUGCUCGAGAUGUGAUUCAACAACUUAUUCAGGGUGCAUCUAAUAGAAAAGUAGCGGCUACUAACAUGAAUUGUGCAAGUAGUCUUUCUCACAGUGUCUUUACAUGUAUCAUUGAAAGUAAGUGGGAAUCUCAAGGUGUAACUCACCACCGUUUUGCACGACUCAAUCUUGUUGAUUUAGCAGGAUCUGAGAGGCAGAAGAGUUCCGGUGCUGAAGGUGAACGUCUCAAGGAAGCUACUAAUAUCAACAAGUCUCUUUCAACAUUAGGACUUGUGAUUAUGAACCUUGUAAGUAUAUCCAAUGGAAAGUCACUCCAUGUCCCUUAUCGAGAUUCCAAGCUUACAUUUUUGCUUCAAGAUUCACUGGGAGGCAAUUCAAAAACUAUUAUAAUUGCAAAUAUUAGCCCAUCUCUUUGCUGUUCACUGGAGACAUUAAGCACAUUGAAGUUUGCACAACGUGCGAAAUUCAUUAAGAACAAUGCAAUUGUUAAUGAAGAUGCAUCAGGAGAUGUUAUUGCCAUGCGAAUGCAAAUCCAACAGCUUAAGAAAGAAGUGUCCCACCUACGGAAUUUAGUCAAUGGGGGAGCUGAAAAUCUAGAUAAUGAUACUUCAAUUAUAAGCUGUGCAGGAUCUCCAGGACCCUUUAAAUGGGAAGGGCUUCAUGGAUCAUUUAGUCCAUUUGUGUCUGAAAAAAGGACAUCUCAGAAGAAAGACUUUGAAGUUGCCCUUGUUGGGGCUUUUAGGAGGGAAAAAGAUAAGGAUAUUGCAUUGAAGGCACUGGCAGCUGAAAAUCAAGCAGCUAUGCAGCUGGCCAAGCAAAGACAGGAUAAGAUACAAGGUCUAAAAAUGAGGUUACGAUUCCGAGAAGCAGGAAUCAAACGGCUAUAGGCAGUUGCUUGUGGAAAGAUUUCGGCUGAGACAUAUUUGUUGAAAGAAAAGGAGGAGCACCUGAAGGAAAUUGAAGUUUUACGUACCCAGGUGGAUCGGAAUCAAGAAGUUACAAGAUUUGCUAUGGAAAAUUUGCGGUUAAAGGAAGAAAUUAGAAGAUUGAAGUCAUUUUAUGAAGAAGGUGAAAGGGAGAUGAUGAGUGAACAGAUCAAUGUGUUACAGAACAAGUUGCUUGAAGCUCUUGAUUGGAAACUUAUGCACGAAUCAGAUAGCUCGGCAGUUCAGAAAGCAGAUGUGGAUGUGAAGGCAGAAGUUCUUCAUGAUCCAGAAAUUUCUAAUAAGGAACCAGGAACACCUUGGCGCUCUUCAAUUAAUGAGGAGAAUGAAUUCCUUCGGAUGCAGGCUAUUCAAAACAAGGCAGAAAUUGACACACUCCACGAGAAGUUGGGCUUCUGCCUUGAAGAGAAAGAAAAAUUGGAAAGGCAUGCCAAUGAUCUGUUAACUAGACUUGAAGAAGAGAGAUCUCUUAGGGACCUAAAGAAAGGAAUACAGCAAAUUGAGAUUUCUCCUUUGUCAACUGUUGCAUCAGUUAUUAAUGAUCAUGGCCAAAUGGAGCUCAAAACAAUGGUUGAUGCCAUAGCUGCUGUAAGUCAAAGAGAAGCAGAAGCUCAUGAGAAAGCAAUCACACUGUCAAAAGAGAAUGAUGAGCUACAAUUAAAGCUAGAAGCUUGUGUUGAGGCAAACAAUGAAUUACAGAUAAAGUUUAAAGCCCUAAUAGAGGAAAAAAAUAGUCUCGUUGAAAUGUAUGAACGAGCUGCUUCUGAAAAUAACCAUAAAACUUUGAAUGAAGCUGAUAGUACUGAGAAAAUUGACAUGGAAGUCGAUAAUAAUGGCAUGGAAACUGUUGUUAACAACCUAAAGCACCAGCUUAUGGAAAUGCAUGAAGAGAAUGAGAAAUUGAUGGGUUUGUAUGAAAAAGCUAUGCAUGAGAGGGAUGAAUUCAAAAGAAUGCUUUCUUCCAGUAGACAGAACAGAGUUGAAUAUAGAGAACUUGAUUGCCCAGAAAAGCUUGUUGAAGUUGAUGGAGGUAAACAUCCCGACUUGUGUGUGCUUCCAAUGCACCCUGAAGCAAAUGGAUUGGAGGAAAAUGACAAGGUAUCUGCUUUAGCUGAUGAGACAAAUAUUUAUGCUGAAGGAGUUCUUUUCUCCGGCUCUGAUGAUGUGCUCAAUGGACCUAGCCUAUUUCAUGGGGAUUGUCAAGUGGAAGUAGAAAGUCAGACUGGUUCUGUGACAUUUGAUGAUUCAGAAGCAGAGCCAUUAGAUCUGACUGCAGUCAAGGUUUCAGAUGAUCUAAAUGUGCUUAAAAUGAAGCUGGAAACAGCAGAGCAAAAGGUUUCAGAUUCUGUCAAAACCCUCACAGACCUUGGUUCACUUGAGAAAGCUUUUGGGGAGUUUGAUAAGCUUUGGAGGGAAAUUGAAGCAGCAGAAGGGGGGUUUCAGGUCAAGCAGCAAAAGUAUAGAUCCUUGGAACUCCUUUCUUCAGAAAUGCAAGAAAGAAAAGCUCUUGUAGAUAAGAAGUUGUCAGCGCUCAAGUACUCUCUGUCAAACUUUUCUCAAUCAGUUGUUUACUUUGAACAGCGAGAAGGUCGAGCAAGGGCAAGGGUGAAUGCUUCAUCAACUAACCUGGACCGACAAAAAGAGGAAUUGGCCUGUCUUCAAAUCUGCAAAGGUGAAGUUGAGGAUGCCUUGAGGAAGACUCAACACGCUGAAGUUGAGCUAAGAGACAACCUUGCGAUUUUGAAAACCAGACUUGAGGAAGAGAACCACAGGCAAGAGAAUGAAAAGGUUCUGUUUGCCAUAGAUAACAUUGACAAAGUAGAUACCUCAAGGAAAACUUGGCAUUUAGGAGGUAAAGCAACUGAUUUGUUGAAGUCUGAAGAAGAGAAGACCAAAGUGCAAACUGAGAUAAAGCUGUCCCGAGAGAAACUUCGUCUCGUAAGAAGUGAGCUUGAAGAUUUGCACAAGAAGUCUGCGAAGAUAGAGAAUGAGAUGCAAGCUGUCCAAAUGGACAUACAAAAAGGGUAAAAGAUCGUGGAGGAGAUGGAACUUGCAUUGCAGGGUGUAAACCAAGAAAAGGAAACUCUCUUGGAGAUGGGAAAGAAUGGAAUGUCUGAAUUUCAAACUAUGAUUCUUGAAUAUCAGCAGCAUGUGUUUGAUGUAGAUUUGAAGGAAGUGGAGAUGAAGAUAUUAGAAGAAGAAUUGCUGCCAGAGUUAAGAAGAAUAGAAGAAUUGAGAACAGUAAGGGUAGCAGCAGCUGAGAAGGUGAUAAAAUUGAUGGAAGACAGAAGUUGCUGCUUAUCUGAAAAAAUGGAAAAAGAACUGUUAAAUGUUUGGGCUUCACUGGUUGAGGCAAAGAAAUUAUUACUAGGGAAUGGAAAUUCAGAUCACUGUUAGCUGUUUGUUUAAAUAUUGUUUCAUUCACAUCUGUACAGAAAGGUCACUAUCUUGAUGUCCUGUUGAUCACAUCUGUUCAUGUUUUGUAACUGGGAUAGCUCAGGGUUAUGUGUGUAGUAACCAGGCAUUUCUUCUACUGGUCUGAACUGAACCAAAUUAGAAAGAAAAAGUAAAUCAUUCAAUUCAGUUUAAUUUGAUUUAA
Molecule: messenger RNA, 4710 nt
Organism: Hevea brasiliensis (rubber tree)
Lineage: Eukaryota; Viridiplantae; Streptophyta; Magnoliopsida; Malpighiales; Euphorbiaceae
Product: kinesin-like protein KIN-12E
Exons: 22
Biological process (GO): microtubule-based movement
Molecular function (GO): ATP binding; microtubule motor activity; microtubule binding
Source: RefSeq, a predicted model, not a curated record